Molecule: messenger RNA, 5573 nt
Organism: Neoarius graeffei (lesser salmon catfish)
Lineage: Eukaryota; Metazoa; Chordata; Actinopteri; Siluriformes; Ariidae
Gene: tspan7
Product: tetraspanin 7b
Exons: 8
Coding region: 47-796 (249 amino acids)
Cellular component (GO): membrane
Source: RefSeq, a predicted model, not a curated record
GCGCCGGGGAGCGAGAGCAGCGCGCGCACCGUCCCGUCACUGUAGUAUGGCAUCGAGGAGAAUGGAGACCAAACCGGUGAUAACGUGCCUGAAGAGCCUGCUCAUCGUCUACUCCUUCGUGUUCUGGAUCACGGGGGCCAUCCUCCUCGCUGUGGGACUAUGGGGGAAGUUCAUGCUCGGGCCCUACAUCUCUCUGAUCGCCGAGAACUCCACCAACGCACCGUACGUCCUCAUCGGCACCGGGACCACCAUCAUCAUCUUCGGGCUGUUCGGCUGCUUCGCCACCUGCAGGGGGAGCCCAUGGAUGCUCAAACUGUAUGCGAUGUUCCUCUCACUUGUGUUCCUGGCUGAGCUGGUGGCUGGCAUCUCUGGGUUUGUUUUCCGUCAUGAGAUUAAAGGCACGUUCCUGAGGACCUAUAACGAAGCUGUGCUGAACUACAAUGCGCAGGAUGAGAGGAGUCUGGCUGUGGAUAAUGUACAGAGGAGUCUGCGUUGCUGUGGUGUGUUGAACUACACGAGCUGGUUCAACAGUGUUUAUUUCCCCACUAACGGAAUUCCCCCCAGCUGCUGCGCCAACAUUUCCGACUGCAACUCCUCAGACCUGCGGAACACCACCAUAGCAGCGAGCAAAGUGCACCAGCAGGGCUGUUAUGAGCUGGUGACUUCCUUCAUUGAGACUAACAUGGGCAUCAUCGCCGGAGUGACAUUCGGCAUCGCAUUCUCACAGCUCAUCGGGAUGCUGCUGGCAUGUUGUCUGUCCCGGUUUAUCACGGCUAAUCAGUAUGAGAUGGUGUAGCAGAGUGGCCGUGGGAAGUUGUAAAGAGGGCAUAACGUCGUAAUGUUCGGAGACCUGGGAAGGAAACUCAAGAUACUAGCACACUCCAUUCUUCUCUUCUCUUCUUUCCUUCUCCCUUUCUUUUGUCCUUCCUUUUUCCUCUGCCCCGCUCCGUCCUGGUAGUAUAUCAUUCCUAAUUGUGCAUUUUGUGUGCCAGCUUCUCUUUCAGAAAUCCUUAACUUUACACCACACACACUUCGCUCUGUACAAAGCCAUGCAUGCUGAAGCAGUUCCACUGAAAACCAACCUGCAUUUUUAUUAAUUAACUGAACUCUGACUGGCGUCGGUGCGUCGUAGCUAUAGUUCUUUGUCUGAUACGGUUUUCAGGAAAAAUAAACAUAAAUAAAUAUGAUGAAAGUAAUACUAGUUUGUUUGGGUUUUUUCGUUGUCGUCCGUUGCUGUACGUACGCUGUAGUGACGUUUUCGGAGGAGAAAGUUUACGUUUCGUUUGUGCUUUUUUUUUUUCCUCGAUCUUGCCACCAUUUUCCGAGUGCCAUUUUUUAAAAUCCUGCCAGAGCUGUACAGAGUUUUCGUGCUCGUGCUGCCUUUUAGAAGCUCGUCCUGUCUGUCUGAUGCGGCUGUAGCUAGUUUGUACUUGCGGGAUGAAGACGUACGAAGGUAUAACCUGAUAAGGAAAUACGUAUGAAAUGGCUACGUCGUUAACGUUAUGCUAUAACAAUACAGAUGAUGAAGUUUGUUCCUUCAGUCCGAGAUCACUGCAGAAAAUACUGGAAACUGCUGAAAUCUGAACUGUGAUUAGAAACAAAACAAAAAACCUUGAUGCGAAAGUCUUGCACUAACAUCUGAGAGGAAAUUCAGACAUAACGUCACCACAGAUCUUAUAAUAUUGUGAUCUCGGAUUGUAGAUGCACUGAAUACAGUGAAUUCACCCACAGUUUGAACCCUACAUUUGGAAUAUUUUGUACGAGAUGUUUUAAAACCAAGAACGUUUUUCGAUGCUAAAGAAAUCAUUUGCGUAACUCAGCUAGCCUGCAAAAGACAUAUGACCUCGAUUCUGGAAGUAAAUUUGGCGUGGUGUAAAAGAAAAUGUGACAUCGAGACAUACUCCAAAUAUCCACGGAUACAGUAACGUCUCCAACCGAUUGCUGGGUUUCGCGUUGGAAUCCUGCGUAAUGUGGUACAAGCGCAGUACUUCGGCAAUUAAACGCUAUUUUGCAAAAUAAAGUUGAAAUCUGACUGACGUACAGCUUCCACAGGAGCGUGCACUGUCGUUCUAACAGUCUGGGAGCUGGUGGUACGUCGACAAUCAGAGUUCACAAUGAUUGCAGAUUCUGUGUGGGGAAAAUGAACUUUUUUUUUACUUCCAGAAACCGACAUCCGAGUUUGAAAGAGUUCAAGCUGCCGAGUAGCUGAUGAAUCUUUAUCCAAGUGGAAACGUAGCAGUUAAACAUUUCCACAUUACACAACAUGACAUUGUUUGUUCUUCGGGUAUCGAUUUAUUUAAGCUGUGCAUCUAUUAAAAUGCUCUGAUCAACUUCUGAGAGAAAACAGAAUCCAAAUUCGAAUCGGAUUAGGUGCGAGAAUUUUAUUUCGAGCGUACGUUAAUCGAUUUUAGCCCGUGCGCUACACGUUAUACGGAAUGUUUAUAUCGUACUGUAGAACUGUAGAUUGUAGCUUAACGAGAGAAAUUAGAGCUUAGUAAGAAAAGUUAAUUCAUUAAGGAUUAAAAUUACAUUAGCAAAGAGGUGCUAAAGAUUACGAGCAGCUCAGCAUUUACUUGUGGAAAAGGGUCAACUUUUUUUCUGAGGAAAUUUGCAAUGUUGAAUUCAUCAUGAGAAUGGAAUCAUGUGACUUUAACCCUCUGGGGUCUGAGGGUAUUUUCUGGUACUUUAAAGAUUUUGGUAUACCAUACAUGCUCUGAUUUUGUUGUCGAUUUCAACAAAUCUAAGCAGUAUUUUCAGUCAUAUGACCUUUUUGUGAGCGGAACAGUGGUGUAGUAGUUAGCGCUGUCGCCUCACAGCAAGAAGGUCCGGGUUCGAGCCCCGUGGCCAACGAGGGCCUUUCUGUGUGGAGUUUGCAUGUUCUCCCCGUGUCCGCGUGGGUUUCCUCCGGGUGCUCCGGUUUCCCCCACAGUCCAAAGACAUGCAGGUUAGGUUAACUGGUGACUCUAAAUUGAGCGUAGGUGUGAAUGUGAAUGGUUGUCUGUGUCUAUGUGUCAGCCCUGUGAUGACCUGGCGACUUGUCCAGGGUGAACCCCACCUUUCGCCCGUAGUCAGCUGGGAUAGGCUCCAGCUUGCCUGCGACCCUGUAGAACAGGAUAAAGUGGCUACAGAUAAUGAGAUGGAUGACUUUUUUUGUGUUCAGCUACAAUAAUAUCUUUGUAGUCUGUAGGUCAUGAUUGUACUUUUUUAAAAAAAUACCAAUUAAUUGAAGCUGUUGUAAAAAGCAGUUUUAGAACUUUGCUAGAAUGUGUGAAAAAAACAUGACCUUACCCAUUGUGUCGAACUGUUUUGAUCACUUGAGGUGAAUGGAUCAAGCACAAAAACUUAAAUCUGCUCCAUUGAUUUGGACAAUUAACUGGCCAUCAAAAAAAUGUAUGUUGCUUGGCAGUGGGAGGAGUAUUCAAUGAGAAGGGUAAAAAUUUCCAUUCCAUUCAAUGAGAAGAGUGAAAACCCCUCCCACUGCCAACUCUUGAUCCCAUCAGAUUAACUCUUAAUCCCAACAGGUGAAGUCCCAGUGGGUAAGGUCAUGUCGUUCACACAUUCCAACACAGUUCUAAAACUGAUUUUUACACCAUCUUCAUUUAUCUGGUAUUUGACUCGAUUCAGUGUGUCUUGAAAUUAACUCUCGUACUAUUUUACUCCGUUCAGAGCCAGAAUCAACUCUGUUACACAAUUACGCUGUCAUUUUGCUCCCAGUCCAAAUUUUACUCUUUUAAACUCAAAAUUAAGCAAAAUUAACUAUUUUUGAGGAAAAUACUUUUAAUUCUGGAAAAAAAAUUGCUCAGUCAUUUUUCCUGUGCGCGCACUACAGCACACGCGUAUCAACCGACCUACUCAUCAGAAAUAGAAGAAAUAUUUACACUUGCUCGAGCUGGAUCGAGUCGAAGUAAAAAAAAAAAAAAAGCACUGCUCAUCAGUGUCACAGUUCUCUGAGAUUGAACCAAAUCGCUGUCCUGAAUCAUGAAAGGAAUCAUGAAUUGAUUCGCUGUCCUGAAUCAUCAAAAGCGCAUAAAAUCCGUGUGCCAUCUCGCAACAAGUUUUACCUCCAAAUAGCCUGAACUAUGGCUGACAAAUUUUUUCCUGUUUACGGUGGGCGUUCCCACCGUGAAAGAGAAACCAAUGGAAACCAAAAGAGUGAAAGUGAUCAUCAUGCCGUUACCAUGGGAACAGUCUUUUAUGAAUGUAUAAGUGGGCGCUCCGACUCCGGUGUGACUGAUUAAGGUGACAAGUUUUAUGUUUCAUCUAAUUUAAAAACUAUAAUAUUUUUUAUAUUAUCACCGUGGGCGGCACGGUGGUGCAGUGGUUAGCGCUGUCGCCUCACAGCAAGAAGGUCUGGGUUCGAGCCCCGUGGAGUUUGCAUGUUCUCCCCGUGUCCGCGUGGGUUUCCUCCGGGUGCUCCGGUUUCUCCCACAGUCCAAAGACAUGCAGGUUAGGUUAACUGGUGACUCUAAAUUGAGCGUAGGUGUGAAUGUGAGUGUGAAUGGUUGUCUGUGUCUAUGUGUCAGCCCUGUGAUGACCUGGCGACUUGUCCAGGGUGUACCCCGCCUUUCGCCCGUAGUCAGCUGGGAUAGGCUCCAGCUCGCCUGCGACCCUGUAGAACAGGAUAAAGCGGCUACAGAUAAUGAGAUGAGAAUAUUAUUUGGCAGUGGGCACAUAGGAAAGUGUAAAGUUUAUCAUGCUUGGAUGAUGAAAAGCCUUUGAAGAUAUUUAUCUAAAUACUGUACAUGACCUACUCAUUCUAAACCUGCCAAGCUUUGCCGAAGAAGCUCUCAAGUCCCAAAGAGUUAAAGUCAUGUGCGUAAAAAAAAAAAAGUGAGUUUUACCGUAUUGCACAGACGACAGGAAAACUGCUAAGGUUUUCUUCUGAAGUCUUAUUCUGAGGAAAAAAAAAACCAACUAGAAAUUAGUCACUUGCUAGUACACAAAUAUGCUAGUUAGGUAGUUUUGGCUAGUUUGCAAGUUAGUAAAGCUAGCUAGCCUGCUAGGUCAGUUUGGAAUUUUCAUUCUGACAAAAACUAGAAACGAAAUUUCGUCACAUUGUAGUACACAAAUACGCUCGUGAGCAAUUCUGGCUAGCUAGCUUGGCUAAUUGUUGUGUCUUUAGAACGUUUGCUAAACUUACCCAAAAUGUUGUUCCUUUAAGAAACAAACGUGAAAGGUGUUUUUAUGGGACUGGAGAGCGGCUGUGAUCUUGGACUGAGGUGCGGCGCGUGAUGGAGUUCAGACCGCGAGCUCCGUCUGUUUAAAUCUGUGACAUUUUGGGUUUUGUUUUGAGAUUCUUUAUUGUUUUAUUAAGAUUAAUAUGACGAUGUUAUGUAUUGACUUGUGUUCUUAUGCUUUUACAGCUUCCCUUAGUUUCGGCGAAUCAUUCAGUAUUAAUCAGUGGAGAAAAGCGAUAAACGUUCUGUGAAUACGCAGAAAACCGGAUCAAACCGCGUGAUCCCGAGCCGGACGAGCGUACGGAUACACUGACAACUUUGUAUAAUAAAAAUGUAACUUUUUAAAAACGCAUCACCAGCUAGCAUGUGAGCAAAAAUGUCUGUUGAUAUUGUAAA